Molecule: messenger RNA, 1557 nt
Organism: Prorocentrum cordatum
Lineage: Eukaryota; Dinophyceae; Prorocentrales; Prorocentraceae
Source: the annotation of a GenBank genome assembly
AUGGGCGGCAUGCUCCAGCAGCAGCGGGGCCAGUGGCAGAACGAGGGCUUUCAGCAGGACGAGACCGGCUUGGAGGACGUGCCCCACCUGGAAGUUGACAUGACCUACUCCGAGCUGCUGGCGCUGAGCACGCCGCCCCUGCCCAACCUGCCCCGCGCGACGCCGCCGCCGCAGGUACUGCGCGCGAUGCACGCCGGCUCGCUGCAGCAGUCGCAGUGCGAGGCGCUGCAGGCCCGCAUCGCACAGCUGGCGGCGGCGGCAACCAGGUGGCCCGGCGGUUCGCCGGGCGCCGCCAGGCCGGAGGCCACGGCCAGGCCGCCGCCGGGCUUCGAGCAGCCCCGGCCAGCGGCGCCGACCCCUCCGGCGUCGACUCGCUUCAGCCCGCCGGGGACCCGCCUGGGCAGGGUGGCGGGCAGCGCCGCCGAGGGCCCGGCCGCGGGCGCGCAGCGGCCGCUGCCCAACGCGGAGGCCAUCGCGGCCAGGCUGAAGGUCAUCGAUGCCGCCCGCGCACCGCCGGCGGACCCGGACGGCGAGGCGCGCCCGGGAGCGCCGCAGGCUGGCACGGGCCGCGAGGCGCGCCACAGGGCCAACCUCGGCGACGUCAACUUCAGCGACAUGGCGCCUCGGGAGCCGCCCACGACGCGCCUGGUGCGCCUCCUGCCCGGGACGCCGCUCGCGGCGCAGCCGCAGCCGCAGCCGCGGCCGAGGGCCGCCUCGGAGGAGCUCGACCCUCCGCCGCCGCCACCGACGGAGGGCCCCUCCGAAGACAACGCCCCGCCACCGCCGCCGCCCCUCGCGCCCCCCCCGGCCGCCCCUCCCACGGCGCCGCCCGGCCACGGCUACAGCGCCUCCGCGCCGCUGGCCCUGCGCUCCUCGGCCGCGGGCGCGCCGCCGGAGACGCCCCGCGAAGACCCCUGGGACGCCUGGGGCCGCCCCGCGGAGCUGCCCGCGCACCCCAUCGACCUGCCGCACUUCUUCGAGCUGCGCGACAACUUCCUCUACUGCCUCCUGUGCAACCAGUGGGCCGAUCAGGGCCACAUGGGCUCCAAGAAGCACCUGAAGCGCACCGAGCACGCGGAGUGGUACCUCAGCGAGAAGCAGCAGCCGGACGGCUCCGACGGCGCCCUGCGCGCCAUCACCGCGGAGGCCGCGGCGAGCAGCGCGGCCCGCCCGCAGCAGCCGGCCGCACCGGCCGCGGCGCCAGCAAGGCCCGCGGGCGGCAGCGCGGACGCGGCGGAGCCGGAGGCCGCGGACGGGCAGCGGAGGUGCUCGUACUGCCACAAGCUCGUGGGCGACUACCGCCCCCCCGCGACGGGCAAGUGGAAAAAAGUGAGCUACUGCGAGGAGUGCUGGGACUGGUGGUACACCAGCGGGCAUGGCGGCGGGGGCAGCGGCAGCAAGACCAAGCAGAAGGAACCGCCUUCGCAGCUUGCGCUGCUGGACCACCCAGCGGACGCAGGAGCGCCGCCGCCGUCGCAUAGCCUUCCCGAGCGCGGCUCGGACGCGAAGCCCGGCGGGACGCAGCGGUGGUUGGACAUGGACGAGAUAGAGGUCUGA